AUGGAUGUCUCGGAUAUUAGCCAUCGAUUCGCGUCUAAAGCGGAUAUGCGAGCGGACUGCACCGAAUACUAUCCCAUGCGAUUCGAAAAGAUCUUCGACCAUCAGCAGUACCAUGAUGACAACGACGACCGUAAUAAAACUAGUUGGGAAAGAGCAAUCCGUACCACGAUACAGGGAAUGUCUAAAAAAGACAUUGAACACGAAAUCCACCGCCUAGACCAAACGACUCUGGAUGUCUCCAGCAAGAAGAAGACCCUGGGUGCAGCGUUACUCUACCAGUUGGACAAGACAAUGAUCGAGCUCGGUCACAAUGAUGGCGACCCAAACUAUCUUUGGACCCUUGUCCAGUUCGAUCACCAGCUCAGGCCAGUCGAUUUCUGCACCGCUAUGAAGCGUGACAGGGUCCCACUUGGGCAGAUCAAACCCAAGCCUAAAGCUCACAAGUCUGGCGGUAAGAGGUCUUCGUCCACAUCAGCUGCCAAAAAGAAAUACUGGGAACGGGUGUCCUUGACAGCCUAUUUCAAAAGAGCACCACGGCCGAAUGUCGAUGUCGGCAUUCUGUGGGACAACAAGAGAAGAGGAGCAAUGGCGAUAGCUCAGGGUGGUGGGCUGCCGAAAAAUACGGCUGGGGGUCACCCAGGUGACAAGCAGCCGGGGCCGCCUCCUAAAGGAGAUCUUGCUAAUGGGCCUGGACCAGGUGCUGUGGGCCGUCCAGGUCCCGGAGGACCACCAAAGGUCGGGCCGUCGAGUGGUGUCAAAGUUGUGAACGGGAAGAAUUCAAAACCCUACCGUGAAGACCGUCAUUUCGGGGGUUCGGAGACAUCUAUGAGUUCUGACGACGAAUCCUUCUUCUCCGGGCCCAGCACCACGAGUGCCGCCGUUCUAGCAGCCGGCGUCGUAGUCGGAGUCGUACUCGCGGAACUGGGCGAUAUCAUGGUCAGCAGUCGCCAAGGCGUUACCACACAAGACAUGAAGGCCACUACAUCCUCGGUGCUGGUGCUCAUCUGCCGCAUGUUCCUGCUCCUCCGCCGUCGCCACCUGCUCUCCAAACCUACUCCGCCUCUACUUCUCCAAACCGCGUCGGCAAGCGACGUUGAGAGGAUAACGGACGCUGCGUACAGGGCUGGAGUGAUCGAUGAGAGGGUUGCAGUGCACCAGUUGGCCGAUGACUUGGCCGUCGAGGCAAGACCGAGAACUGUGCCACGUAUCGUUCAACAGCCACGGCACACGGUCCGCACGGUCGAUGCCAUUCCUGUUCGGCGGCAUGCAAUAAGGGAUAGGAGAUAUGAUGAUGAACUCACCUACUUUGAUGAGUUAUCUAUGGAUGACCCGGAGUCUGAUCUCGAAUGGCGAGGACGCCGGUAUGAGGUGCCUCGCCGGCGGGAGUAUACGUUUGAGGAUGAGGAUCAUUUGGGCAGGCCGCUCGGGCCCAGACGCAGGGUGACAGAGGUUGUUCAUGGGCGGGAGGAGGUGCCGUAUAUGAUGGAAUUCGAGCAUGAGGCGACUGCCAAUCCUUUUGCACCGAGGCUCGGCAGGAGAAGGUCGUAUGAACGUCGUCCUUGA
Messenger RNA from Neoarthrinium moseri, 1563 nucleotides. RefSeq lists its product as uncharacterized. The coding region runs from base 1 to 1563 and encodes 520 amino acids. The record is from RefSeq and is a predicted model, not a curated record. The transcript has 3 exons. Lineage: Eukaryota; Fungi; Ascomycota; Sordariomycetes; Amphisphaeriales; Apiosporaceae.